AUGAAGUGCAGAGCUGCCAACCGCUUCCCAGCGUUCUCCUUCAGCCUCAGCCGGCCCAGGCGUUCCCUUUCUGUCAGUUCCACUCACAAUAUCGACCUUGUGACCGUUCCCAAAGUAAAGGAGCACGGUCAGAACGUCACAGAGAAGGUCACCCAGGACUUUACAGCCAUCACAACCCUUGUUUUCUUACAGGCACUGUCGCUGGGUGCCAGUGUGCUGCCCGAGUACCAACUCCACACUCCCGAGAUCAAUAAGUGGAUCAUGCUGCACUACAGCCCCUUUAAAGCAGUCUGGGAUUGGAUCAUCCUGCUGCUGGUUCUCUACACCGCCGUCUUCACGCCUUACUCGGCCGCCUUCCUGCUCAACGAGCUGUCGAGGCAUCGGGGACGAACUUGCGGCUUCGCCUGCAACCCUCUGAACGUGGUGGACGGCAUCGUGGACGUUCUGUUCAUCGUGGACAUCGUGAUCAGCUUCCGAACCACGUACGUCAACCAGAACGACGAGGUGGUGACGCAUCCCAGGCGCAUCGCCAUCCACUACAUCAAAGGCUGGUUCCUGAUAGACAUGGUGGCCGCCUUUCCUUUCGAUCUGCUCAUCUUCAGAUCCGGCUCAGACGAGACAACAACCACUCUGAUUGGUCUGCUGAAGACGGCACGACUGCUGCGAUUGGUCCGCGUGGCGAGGAAGCUGGACAGAUACUCCGAGUACGGAGCUGCAGUCCUCUUAUUGCUGAUGUGUACGUUUGCGCUGAUCGCUCAUUGGCUGGCUUGUAUCUGGUACGCCAUCGGGCACGUCGAGAGACCCUACAUGAAGACCGGCUGGUUGGACAACCUGGCCGACCAGCUCGGGAAGCAAUAUAACGAAAGCGACGCCAGCUCAGGACCCUCCAUAAGAGACAUGUACGUCACCGCGCUCUACUUCACCUUCAGCAGCCUGACCAGUGUGGGGUUCGGAAACGUCUCGCCCAACACCAACUCGGAAAAGAUCUUCUCCAUCUGCGUCAUGCUCAUUGGCUCCCUCAUGUACGCCAGCAUAUUUGGAAACGUCUCAGCCAUCAUCCAGCGCCUGUAUUCUGGAACCACACGCUACCACACGCAGUUACUGAGGGUCAAAGAGUUCAUCCGCUUCCAUCAGAUACCUGGAGGUCUGAGGCAGAGGCUCGAGGAGUACUUCCAGCACGCGUGGUCCUACACCAACGGCAUUGACAUGAACGCAGUUCUGAAGGGCUUUCCUGAAUGCCUCCAGGCCGACAUCUGUCUGCACCUGAAUCGCAACCUGCUGCAGAACUGCAAGGCUUUUAAAGGCGCCAGCAAAGCCUGUCUGAGGGCACUCGCCAUGCGCUUCAAGACCAUCCACUCACCGCCAGGAGAUACGCUCUAUAACUGCGGUGAUAUCCUCACCACCCUGUACUUUAUCUCCAAUGGGUCCAUUCAGGUCUCCUGCAGCGAGGUGGUGCUUGCUAUACUCGGCAAGAACGACAUCUUCGGCGAGUCCAUUCACCUGUACGCGGAGCCUGGCCACUGCAACGCUGACGUCAGGACGCUCACCUACUGUGACCUCCACAGAAUCCAGAUAGACGACCUCCUGGAAGUUCUGGAUAUGUACCCGGCCUUUGCUGAGAGCUUCUGGAGGAACCUGGAGAUCACCUUCAACCUUAGAGAAGCGGAUCCAGUUCUCCACAUGCUACACGCUGAAGAUACCAGCAGCCAUUAUCAUGCCAGUCAGCCACGACGCCACAGAACCUCGCUAGACAGACGCAACAGGCCAGACGGGAUGGAUCAAGAAGAUUCCUAUCCGGUUCAGACCUGUACAGGCCCGAGUCGUCACGUCUGCGCCGGCACUCUGACCCACUGGGACGACCUGUGUAGCUGCAGUUCUUCAAAGUCUCAGUCUAGUGAGAACCUCAACAAGCCUCCCCUCACCCGCGGCCAGGUCUACACUCCUGAAGGAGACCCCCAGGACCACCCUCCGUCCGUCGUACGCCUGAUUCCGCCCUGCAACAAAUCAGGGGUGGGUAUGGAGCCCGGUCUGGACAGAGGAGCUCAUAUCCCAGGACUCUACAGCUACUGGCCUGAUCGCUGGUCCACGCAGUAUGCAGAGCACUCACGCCAUAGUUCUUCGGUCCAAGCCUCGUACCAUCCGCCUCCUUUUGCAGAAGAGCAUCCAAGUAAUCUGGAGUCCAGGCUGGAGUUACUGCAGAGCCAGCUCAACAGGCUUGAGGCGAGGAUGACUGCAGACAUCAACGUGAUCCUCCAGCUUCUCCAGAGACAGCUGACCCCUGUACCCCCUGCAUACAGCUCCGUGUCACCAUGCACCCCCUGCCCAGACCCCUCCAUCCUGUAUGGAACGAGUGCACCAAUGUUGUACAACCUGUACCCCAUCCAACUGGAGAGCAGGACCUCGAUCAUUCAGAGCCCCGCCCGGCCUGAUUCGGACUUUAAAACAAAGUCGUCUGGCUCUCAGAUCAGCUCCAUCCAGGUGACGGUGGUGGCAGAUAAACACGAGGAUGGUGCGAGAUACCUCAGGUCAGAGACGAAGCCUCCAGUGAACCACGCCCUCCUGUCGGCUACCAGCGUCACGGAUUCAACGCGGCUUCACGCUUCACUCAGUUUCUCCUCACUGCCGGGAAAUCUCGACGCUUCGACUCACCCGGCGGAGAUUCACAAACACGUUUCCGACCCGGUCUUAUCCAUCAAGCAGUGA
Messenger RNA from Trichomycterus rosablanca, 2703 nucleotides. RefSeq names its product potassium voltage-gated channel, subfamily H (eag-related), member 6b (gene kcnh6b). The record is from RefSeq and is a predicted model, not a curated record. Gene Ontology annotation, molecular function: inward rectifier potassium channel activity. The transcript has 11 exons. Gene Ontology annotation, cellular component: plasma membrane. Gene Ontology annotation, biological process: potassium ion transmembrane transport; regulation of heart rate by cardiac conduction; regulation of ventricular cardiac muscle cell membrane repolarization. Bases 1 to 2703 code for a protein of 900 amino acids. NCBI's taxonomy places the organism in Eukaryota, Metazoa, Chordata, Actinopteri, Siluriformes, Trichomycteridae.